This is a messenger RNA of Musa acuminata AAA Group (dessert banana), 591 nucleotides long. RefSeq lists its product as uncharacterized. The record is from RefSeq and is a predicted model, not a curated record. NCBI's taxonomy places the organism in Eukaryota, Viridiplantae, Streptophyta, Magnoliopsida, Zingiberales, Musaceae. Bases 1 to 591 code for a protein of 196 amino acids. The transcript has 3 exons.
AUGGAGAAGCCAAACUGCAGCAGCCCAAGGUCUAUUGGGAGCAGUGAGGUGCUGAACCCCAUAGCCCAUGAGGUGGUUCUUAGUGACACCAGAUGUGAGCUCAAGAUAGCUACUGGACCAGGGAGUUACCAUGGGGGUGGUGGUGACGUGGGAUCCACCUAUGUGGGCACCCUCAGGCCUGGGACCCCAGGCCCUGGAGGAAGCAGCACCACAGCCCUAAGGAAGGCCACUUACAUCUUUGCAGAUAGACAGGGUUAUUCUUCACUUUCUGAUGCUGUUCUUGGCAAUGCUGGUGCUGAUCAUGCUUCUUUGAAAGUCUGGCCUUCUACUGGUCAUUCUAGUCCUUCACUCUGCCAUAGCUAUAGGGAGCAGUUUGGCAGAUGGGAGGAUUUGGAGGCACAUCAUCUGUCCAAGCAUGCAGUUAGUGAACUACUGGAAGGAAACUCUUCUAGGAAGAUAGGAGAAAUUAUAUGCAAAGCAAGUUGGUCAAAGUCUGAGAGCAGUUGUGGACGGCUACAACGAGUCCUUAAGGUAUACAUGGUUCUUCAAACCUUUGCACAUCAGAUAAGUGCAGCAUUUGCCACAUUCUAA